This is a messenger RNA of Emiliania huxleyi CCMP1516, 1115 nucleotides long. RefSeq lists its product as hypothetical. The transcript has 7 exons. The record is from RefSeq and is a predicted model, not a curated record. The annotation marks the transcript as partial. Lineage: Eukaryota; Haptophyta; Isochrysidales; Noelaerhabdaceae.
CUCGCGGCAGCUCGACGUGGACGGGUCGCUCGCGCGCGAGCUGCAGACGCAGGAGCGGUACGGCGACCCCACGACCACGGGCGUCAUCUGGCCGCGGGUGGUCGAGAUCGGGCUGCUCGCAGGGCUCGGGUGCGGCAAGGUGCUGGUUCGCCUCGCCCUCGAGGAGCUGGCCGCGUCGGGCCGUUUCGACUUUGUGGUGCUGCAGGCGACGAUGGCGUCCGUCUCCUUUUACGAGGAGAUGGGCUUCGUGCGCGUCGGCGCCGUCGCGCGGUAUGCGUCCGAGGGCACGCCGCUCGACGCGCUGCCGCUGCAGGGGUACCGGCACUGGGCGUCGGCGGACGAGUCGCAGCUGGAGCAGUUUGGCGACAUCUCGUACAUGAUGGCGCUCAAGCUUCUCGGAACCUGCUCGGAACCUUCUCGGAACCCUCUAGGCGACAUCUCGUACAUGAUGGCGCUCAAGCUUCUCGGCACCUGCUCGGAACCUUCUCGGAACCCUCUAGGCGACAUCUCGUACAUGAUGGCGCUCAAGCUUCUCGGAACCUGCUCGGAACCUUCUCGGAACCCUCUAGGCGACAUCUCGUACAUGAUGGCGCUCAAGCUCUCCGACCUGAAGAAGGACCCCGCCUCCAAGGGCCUCUCCAAGCGGCUGGUCGCCGAGUGGCCUGAGGUGCACACUUCGGCCGUCCGCUCGUCGCACAAGUCGUCCAAGUCGCACCGCAAGAAGGUGCAGGUCAACGCGGCGGGCAUCGAGGGCGGCUCUGCCAUCAAGGUUGGCGACUUGGCGCUCAACAUGGCCGAGGGGGACGACGCGCGGCUGCAGCUCUGCUAUGAGCCGGAGCGGAUCAUGGAGCAGCGGCUCGGCGAGACGGGCGAGGUGCAGUACCUGAUCAAAUGGAAGCACUGCCCGCCGGAGAGCAACACGUGGGAGUACGCGGGCGCGGAGCUCCUCAAGUCAGAGGCGGCCAAGGCGGCGCUCGCGCGCUUCCGUAAGCACGUGCGCAAGGACGCGCUCCCGUCGGUCCACCACCACCCGAGCCAGGCGCCGCGCUCGCACAAGCGCGGCGGCUCCUUCGACUGGGCGAACGCCUCGCGCGCGGAGCUGCUGCAGGCGCCGC